AUGAAGCGAUUUACAAACCUCUCCGUCGAGGAUACCAUCGAUGACAAUGACCUGUUGAUAUCCAGACCGGCUUCUUCGGCUCGUCCGGGACUAGGGACCAUUCCUUCUCAGGAUCACCUCAGUCUAUAUGACUAUGCCCGAGUCGGUUCGCAGCAACAUUUGUCGCUAGAUCAGCAUCUGACGAUAUCUAAGGUGUCUCUAGAUUCACAUACGGAAUAUGAGCCAAUUGUGCAGCCUGCUGUUCAGCAAGGCCAGUAUAUGGCGCAUAAUGCUCAAAAGGAGGACGACAAACGGUAUGUUCGAGGAUCCCAGGUCAGCUUGGCCAUUUCCGUGAUUUCGGCUUUGCUUGUCGUGGGCCUCGAGGGUUUCAUGUAUGGCGUCAUCAAUGUUCACCGGACGGAGUUCCCAUCGGACGCUCGGUACAUGGAGAUGUCCAUUUUCCUUGCACUUUUCAUCUUCGCUGGUUUCUACCAGGUGUUGGUGACAGUGAUUGCCCAGCAUACGAAGAAUAUGUUGCUUUUCUCGCUCUUGUGCUUGUUCUACGCUACCAUGGUCAUCUACACUGGCAUCCAGUACAAGGAAGUGUCAGCCAACUUGAACUUGGUGAGCUCUUCUGCAUGGCGAGCUGCGGCCAGGGGCACUAAUAUCGCCGCUAUCGGCGUCUUAGCGGUAACUUUUGUGUUGCAGCUGUUCAUGAUCUACUUUGUGCUCAACAGGUCUGUCCAGUGGUUCAAGUUCAAGAAGAUCGGCGCCUCCAUCGCCAUCAAGCGCAUGUACACGGUGUUUCAGAUCCACCGGAGUCUUUUAAUUUUCGACUUGUUCUUCUUCUUGGGCUUCACCGUGCAGUUCAUCGUGGUGAUGGUGUCUGACAAGACUUCCAAGGAAUUCAUUCUCACCUGUUGCAUGCUCCCGCUUACGCUAGUGGUGAUAUUCCUUGCUGAUUUUGCUGCAACACGAGAGCUACUUUGGCUCAGUUUAUUCACUCUUUGCUGUCUCUGUGGCGGAGUAGUCUACGUGCUUUUCAAGACGAUCCGUUUGUUCACAAAAUACACCUCAGCCUACGACGUGGCCUUGGAGCCAGGCUCCUACUUUCCCGGGCGAACCUCCAUGGUCACUUUCGCCGUCAUCACCCUCGUUUUUCUUUUUGUCACUAUCGCUUUUGAGGCUUGGCUGGUGUGGAACUACAACAACGGGUUGCUUCUGUCCGUAAACACAUACUACAGCAAGCUCCCACUUUCUGGUUCCAGAACCACGGAGCACGAGAAAACGGACGCUGAAUCCAUCCUUAUCGACUAA
Molecule: messenger RNA, 1296 nt
Organism: Candidozyma duobushaemuli
Lineage: Eukaryota; Fungi; Ascomycota; Pichiomycetes; Serinales; Metschnikowiaceae
Exons: 1
Coding region: 1-1296 (431 amino acids)
Cellular component (GO): Golgi apparatus
Source: RefSeq, a predicted model, not a curated record